This is a messenger RNA of Brassicogethes aeneus, 4200 nucleotides long. The record is from the annotation of a GenBank genome assembly. Lineage: Eukaryota; Metazoa; Arthropoda; Insecta; Coleoptera; Nitidulidae.
AUUUUCUACAUCCCAACAAAAAAAUAAAUGGACCCGUUUAUGGACCCCACCGGGGACCCACCUCAAAAUCAAACCCCUCCUGGGUCCAGACCUGCCAACAGAUAUACCGCGCCAAAAGAAAACGUUAUACAUAGAAGACCCAGUAUACUUUUGCCACAUUUGCAGGAAAAUGAGAAGAAAUUUUUUGAACUGGUGGCUUCAGGUGAUGUACUAAAAGUAGAAGAGUUCCUGAUUCAAAAUCCAGAUUUUAAUAUAAACUGCGUAAACUUUCAAGGAGUUUCAGCUCUUUUGAUAGCAGUACAGUCUCAUUCUGAAGGAAUGGUAGCUACACUACUGCAUAGAAAAGGGAUAGAUAUAGGUGAUUGUGUUCUACAUGCAGUGAGGGAAAAUCAAACAAAAAUACUGGAACUUUUGUUGGAUAAAAUCCGAAACAAUUCUCCCAGUUUGGAGUUUGUCGGUGUAACUCACAGCUCCGAUUUUCCAGAUUCUGUGACUCCCCUAAUUUUAGCCGCACAGUGUGGUCACUACGAAAUCAUCGAGAUGUUGAUAGAGAGAGGGCACACGAUCAACAAACCUCACCACCCGACCUGCAGAUGCAACGAGUGCGUUUUGAGCAUGGAAAGGGACGAUUUACUGCACGCCGAAACAAUGAGACUCAACUUGUACAAAGCGGUCGCCAACCCCGCCUAUAUUUGCCAUUCCAGCCUCGAUCCCAUACUGUCAGCUUUUGAACUUUGCAUCGAAUUGAGGGAAUGCUCUUUUCUGGUGCCCGAGUUCCGCAAACCGUACGCAGACCUAGCAAACGACAUCAGCAACUUCGCGGUGGAUCUCAUAGCCUGCUCCAGAAGCACCACCGAGAUGGAGAUAAUUUUAUCGCAGACCGGCGGAAUCACUUCCCCUUCGAAUAUUUUCCCGAGAUUGGUGAUGGCGAUCGAUUACAAGCAAAAAGGUUUCGUGGCGCAUCCGAACACCCAACAAAUUAUCGAGCAAGCCUGGUGCGGAAACUGGCACGAGUACAAGUUCAAGCCGACAAUAGUUCGGACCAUAUAUCCGCUGUUGAGACUUCCGUUCUUGCCCGUCAUAACGAUUUUUUCCGUUAUAUCGCCUGCGCAUCCAGCUCUAAUGCAUUGGAAUAUACCGCUGAACAAAAUGAUUUCCCACAUAUCCGGAUAUGGUCUGUUCCUGGUAUUAAUAUUCUUUGAAUCGAACAUGGACAAAACGAAUCAAAAGCGCAUGCCCCCCUCCACAGGUCUGGAACCUGUAAUUGUGGUGUUUGUGAUUGGCCACAUCUGGAGUUGCGUGAGAAUGUGCUUAUUGCAAGGCCCACGCAGAUACUUCAAGUACCUCUGGAACUGGCAUGCCUUGAUCACCAACACUCUAUUUGUCAUGACGUUCUUUUUCUGGUUGGCCUCCUAUUUCGACUAUGUCAACUAUGAUCAGGUAGAUCUCGAAAGAAAGUUCUGGCAUCAUUUGGACCCUCUGCUCAUAGCCGAAGGAACUUUUGCAGUCGCUACGAUAAUGUCGUUUUUCAAACUGAUGUUUUUUUGUCGACUCAACUAUUACCUAGGCCCGCUGCAAAUUUCGCUGGGAAAAAUGUGCGCGGACCUGGCAAAAUACAUAACGAUAUUCAUCAUAAUCAUUUUGUCCUUUUCUGCCGGCUUAUGCAAGUUUUAUCAGUACUACGAUGGUAAGAAUAUUCGGGAUGGUGCACAUACAAAAUUUUCAAUUAUUUUGUCACUAGGUAUGGUGCAAGUGGAUUCUAACGGGAUAAAAACAGCCCAAGUCUCCAGUUUCGUAAACUUCGUUUCGACAAUGAAAACUUUCUUCUGGGCACUGCUUUGCAUGUCUCCACUAGAGUCUGCAGAUGUCAUUAUUGAAAAUUUACCGGGGGAAACAGAAAAAACCACCAUAAUAAAUGAGCAUACAUUCACUCAGACUGUCGGCUACAUAGCUUUUGGCUUGUACGAGGUAUUGACGUGUGUUAUGAUUUUGAACAUGCUUAUUGCUACCAUGUCCAGUACAUUUCAAAGAGUUAUUGAUAAUUUGGACGUGGAAUGGACUUUUGGGAAGACGGACUUUUAUUUGGAAUACAUGAUGCAAACCACCACCCCAUCCCCUUUAAAUCUGAUUCCGACCCCGUUUGGUGUCACCAUUUUCAUGGACAUGUGGUCUGGAAAAAAAGUGGGCUUGAAAUCGAGCAAAUAUAACUUUAUAGACGAGCAUGACACUGUUGAGUAUCCAGCGCUGAUGUCCCUGCUGAUCCAAAGAUAUUUCAGAGAAAAAGAUGUGGCCAAUGCUGCUGCUACAGAAUUCGAUGUCCUUAAACAGGAGAUCCACGAACUUAAGGCCCUUCUCAAAGAAAUCGUGGAGGAUUAAACUAGAUUUUAAGAUUUACUUAUUUAUUUUAUUUAUAUUCUUAAACUACAUAUACAUAUAACAAUAUAUUUUGUAACAUUUAAAAUAUUGAUAUAUUAAUUAAUAAAAAUUCUUAAACUACAUAAAUAUAUUUUGUAACAUGUUAAAUAUUGAUAUAUUAAUUAAUAAAAAUUUACGGAAUUCGGCUCAGACGGCAAAAACAUUUAUACAUAUUAUUACAUAUUAUGGCAUAAUAAUUUUUCCAUACUAUUGUGGGAAAAUUUCGUGAAGGAGUUAAUAUUGUCUUUGGAUUCUUUGGAAUUAUUCAAAUUGAUGAAUGGAAUAGGUUAUUUUAAUGUUGGAGUGAUUGUUUUAAUCAAUACAUGACGUGUAAAAAAACAUCCACACACGCCGUUUUAGCAUUUAGGUAUUAGAUUAAAUUAGAUAUGUAGUGUAAAGACUAUAUAGGUAAAGUUUAAUGAUGUUUAAACAUAAAUGUAAAGUUUAAUUUUUUUAAACAAUUAAUAGUUAAAUAAUAUUUGAAAUAUAAUAUGCAACGGUAUAAAACUGUAAAGUUUAAAAAUAUUGAUUACAAUUGUAGUUAACUAUAGUUCUAAAUUAGAACUUCUUAUAUUUUAUUCUACAAAAUUAUCGGUUUGUAAAGAAUCAUUUAAAUGAUUAAAUUAAAUUUAAAUAUCAGUUUAAAUUUUAAAGUGGUAAUUAAUUAAGCAUAAAUUUAUGCUUGAAUUUUUGGAUUAAAAAUUUAUCGAUCAUUUAAAUGAUUUUAAACAACAAUUUUAUUUUUAACUAAAUAUUUUAAAUUUAUACAUUUUUAACACAAAAAUUUUAACUUUACAGUCAAUAAUAAUGUUUAAUACAAAUACAUUACAUGUACAAAGUGUAAAACAUUUAAAUGUAUUGUGAAAAUUUUGUAGAAUAAAACAUUAAAACUAUUAAAUCAAUAUUUAUAAACUUAAACUGUUACUUUAUAUUUAAAAUAUUUUUUGAAUAUCAAUUUUUUUGAGUUUUAAAAAAAUUAACAUAUUAAACUAUUUUGGUUGAAAAUGUGUUUUUAUUUUAAAUGUAUUUUUAAAUUCUAAAAAAUUUAACUUUACCAAUUUAAUCUAAAUUAUUUUAUUAAAUAUUUAUUCAAGAUUUAGAAAAUUUUGCCCAAAUAAAUUAUACUCAAGAAAUUACUUUUAUCUAUUUUGCGUUCAUAAUGACUUAAUUACUGUCAUUGCUGUCGGUGCUUUAAUGAGAUACUUUAUCCCACCCAAAAUUUUGAUUUUAUUGGUUGGCUAUACUUUAAACAGCAUAAUAUUUUGCAUAUUGGUUAUAAUACUUUAAUGAUUUUUCUAGUACUUACGAGACCUUUGGCAAUAAAUUUUGUUUAACACCAAAGAAAAUCCUUUUUUUCUUCUUUAACAUUAACAGCCUAAACUAACUAUCUAAAGUAAAAUUCAACCAAAUUAAAUUUAAGGUAUAAAAUUAAUUUUUUUAUAUAAUUUUUGCAAAAUACAUAAAAUAGCAUAAAGAACUCAUGACAUAAGACCUUUUGUCGCAUUCGUCCAUUACAAAACUCGCUCCUUCGUUUAGUUUGUAAAUUUCGUAUUUUAGUUAAAAAUAUAAAUUUAUAUGUAAAGCUAAAAUUUUUAGUUUGGAAAAUUUUAAACCAAAAAAAAUUUAAAAUAGGGGCGCCACUGGUAGAAAAAUCCAAAUUUAUUCCUUCUUCCUUGGCAAAGUUUACUUCUCAUGAUUGGAUAAAAUAAAAUGUACCUAAUACCUACCACAAAUAAUGAGAAUCUUAAAUUUAGUAAAUUGUAACAUUGUAAAAAAUACACUUUU